AUGAAUGCAACUGUAGCUCAUAAUGGCGGGCGCCGGCACGCAGGCCAUGUCCCCGCCGCCGACGACCCCAACAUCCCCGCGCUUAAGAAGAGCUGCGUCACCAUCACUGGACAGAUCAAGGAUGUUUAUGCGGCGCGGCAGCAGCUCGUGGUUUCGAAGAGCGCUGCUUUGGGUCUACAUUUAACUACUACAGCAACUGUAGCUGCUAAUGGCGGGCGCCGGCACGCAGGCCAUGUCCCCGCCGCCGACGACCCCAACAUCCCCGCGCUCAAGAAGAGCUGCGUCACCAUCACUGGACAGAUCAAGGAUGUCUAUGCGGCGCGGCAGCAGCUCGUGGUAAGUUGUGACCAUGUCCCCGCCGCCGACGACCCCAACAUCCCCGCGCUCAAGAAGAGCUGCGUCACCAUCACUGGACAGAUCAAGGAUGUUUAUGCGGCGCGGCAGCAGCUCGUGGGCAGUCUCCCCCUAGUCGUGAUCUUCGACGUAUCGGAAGAGGCCCAUCGCAUCUCUCCAGAGCUAGCGGCUAGAGUGAUGCACACUCACAACGUGUUUGUCAACGUGCGGCGUAAGCCGAAGCAGGGGAUAGCGUCGGUCGUGAUUAAGGGCAUCGAGAGGUGUGCUGGCGACAUCUACGAAGCGCGUCGCGAGCUGCUCGGCGGCAAAGAGCCGUCCAUCACGGCGGAGGUCCCGGAGUCGUACAACAUCCCCGCCAUCGCCGGUGGCUCGAUGCCCAACUUCGGAGCUUAUAAUCCGUUCUCGCCGGGAGCACAUUCUCCUUGUGAACCUAUGGGGAACAGCCCCUAUAAUAUGCAGACGCUAGCCGAUCUAGCCAACUACGCGAGCCUGUCCCCCAUGUUCACCCACAGCGGCUCCCCGGGCGGGUUCCCGGCGCCGCUCAGCCCGGCCGCGCCCGGCUACCCGCCGUCCUGGAUAGUGCCCUCACCACACCAUUAUCAGAAUGCUAAUGUCAUGUACAAGAGUCAGCCGGCUUGGAACCCGAUGUCCAACGGUAAUGACGGCUCCAUGCAGCCGCCCAUGAUGAUGCAGCCGCAGUACCAGCCCGCGCCGCCGGAACACAACAGACCUAUGCAGCAGACCCUGAGUCAGAUGCUGAACACGAGCUCGGCGGGCAGCAGCGGCUACCAGAGCAACUUCACCGGCUCCUGUGUCUCACUCGACACGCACAACAUCUCAGGCGGGGAAAACAGCAACAUGGUGAGCCCGUCAGUGAGCCCGAUCAGCAAGACGCACAGCCCGACUCCUUCUAGUGACACCGAUCGCUCUGGACAAGACUUGGCUAACCUAAUAUCGGACAUGUCGAUCUCGGACCGGCGCGCCGUGGGCUGCGAGAAGAAGACUCUGGAGACGCUCAACAAGAUGUCGCCCGUGUCCGAGUACCGCCGCAUGAAGGCCGAGGCUAGCAAGGCCAUGUCCGAGACAGUAGGCGGCGGCUUCCGCGUGCCCACGACCCGCUGGUCCGGCUACUACUUCAGCCACACCUCGCCCGCGCCGCUCGCGCCCCCCGACGCGCAAGACAAGCCUACCACUCCAGAGAAAGGCGUCUCCUGGGUGCGCCCCGAGCUGACUCGGCCGAACAUCGCGCCCGCCGCGCCGCCGUGCCGCUACCGGCAGCUGGCAGACCUGCUGAUGCAGCUGGGGCUCGGGAAGUAUAUCGAGCUAUUCAAGAAGCACGAGCUGGACAUGUCUACAUUCGCGUCGCUCAGCGAGGCGGACCUCAGCGAGCUCGGCGUCACCGCCUUCGGGGCCAGGCGCAAGAUGCUGCUCGUCAUACAAGAGUUGCAAAAGCAAGGAAGCGGAUUCAAGACAUCAUCAGCUCCCGGCAUCGAUCGCAAGAUGACGUCUCCCAAGUACAACACGGAGGCACUCUCCGAGAAAGACAAGUGGUGAUCACAACGCCACUAUAACGCAGACUUACCUACAGACAUUCCGUCAAGUCCCGUUGUUAUAAAAUA
Messenger RNA from Plutella xylostella (diamondback moth), 1973 nucleotides. It is a transcript of the gene BicC, whose product is annotated as protein bicaudal C. Gene Ontology annotation, molecular function: protein binding. Gene Ontology annotation, cellular component: cytoplasm. Lineage: Eukaryota; Metazoa; Arthropoda; Insecta; Lepidoptera; Plutellidae. The record is from RefSeq and is a predicted model, not a curated record.